AUGAAGCCUAAUACGGAUGGAAUCAAGCUCACUAGUCUUAGGGACUGUUUCAUGUUUUUAUACUGGUUGCAUAAGGGGGGAGGGAGGAAUAAACUUGGAGAGGUGGCCCAAACUAUGCAUGGCCGUAUUGGAGAUUAUUGUAAGAGUCAGCAAGUGACGAAAGAGCAGAUCGAAUCCCACCUAUCCUCCUUUCUGGGUCAUGUGAGUACAUUCUACGAAAUGUUGGUACGUGAAGACUUUCCUCAAGAAGCACUUGCAUCCGGAGCCUCAAUGCCGCCCAACCCCUCAGCGGAUGACAUUUUCACUGCACUUCUUGAGUGUCUCCCAAAGUUCCUCGCAGCGAUAUACUAUCUUUGGUAUUGCGUGUCUCACACGUUCGAGUCACUUGGCGGAGGUGGGUGGAAGGAUGACUGUCCCGGUUGGGAGAAGGGGCGGUGGUACGGGUUGAGAAACAAUUGGGGCGGUGAUCUUCAAGCAUAUCUCAGAUCCAGUGACACUAACGAGUACCGGGUCAUACCCAGCAGCUUCAAUAAAGAUGAGGUGAGAGAUGGUUGGUCAUACAGUGGUUACAGCCGUGGUUACUCUAUGGUGACUCCCCUCAAAAAAAUCUUCGAAAAAAAAGAUGAUACGGCGCAAAAUGUUUUUCGCGAUGUGUUCGCCACUUCGGUGCUAACUACCACUUCUGGCACCCAAAUUUCUAAUACUGCAAACGCUCUUGCAUUGGUGAACCUGUUUUGCGAGAUUGUGGUUGAAGAGGAUGAGAAUGGAAAUGAUUGGUUGCGAAGCAACUUGGAUAAAGUGCGGGGGAAUCUGGAGAAGAUUCAGCAGUUUGAAAGUGAACAUGAUGACCAUGCACAUGAAUUCGCCAGUCUUCCAAAACAUCACAACAUGCUCCAGGAAUAUUACGCCGAGCUUGGCCCACAUUUCACUAAAAAUCUUUUCCCCUACGGUUUCACUUUCUACGGUGAGAAAGAAUAUUUAAGGGAAAAUGCCCCGUAUGAGGACUUGAGAAAGGAGUGGGAUGGCGCAAUCUUUGAGCUUAAGAGAGAAGGUGGCGGCUUGGCAGAGUUGAAAAGCAUUCUGGAUGGUAAGGGGUGUACAGCUCCGCGUCCACCUCCAAAGCCGCGCCCCAGGCCGGCGCCUGCGCCCAGGCCUCCGAGGCCUGCCAGACCUGCACCUCCACCCCAGCCUUCCAGAGCUUCGGGUGGAAGGACAAUCGGUCCAAGGCUUCUUGGAGAUUGGUCGUAUGUUGGUAGUCGGGCUUCUGGUGCUAGAGGAGGAAGUGAGAGAGGGAAGGGGCCUCACAGUAGAGGCGGGGGAUCGGGGGCUCGAAGUGAUAGAGGACGAGGCCCGGGGCCUCGAGGUCGUCCAAAUGCCAGGGGCACACAGGUGAGCACAAGUACAGGGCGUACGAUGUCUACUCAGCCUCGACUUUUACAACAUCAGAAUAAUCCCCAGCCUCAUUCCCAACAUCCUCUACCUGCUGCCCCCAGUGCUCUCAGAGGCCCUAGUCCACCGGCUGAAAUACAUCCGACUUCAGAGCCCCUUGUUUCCCCAGCUCCUACGCAUGAUCAUUCAAGUGUGUCCAGCUCAAGCUCUUCGUCAUCUAGUGUCACUGAUGUCGGUGGUACGGGGCUGGGUCCCCAGGCGGCUGCUUCUGGACAUAGCCAACGGAGUGGUAAAAACUUAGCUCUCAAUCGAGACUCCAAUCCUGGCAUACCUGGUCAGCAUUCUGAUUUAGGUGUCAGUGCAGGAGAAGGUGGGGCGCCGAGCACCGGUGGGCAUUCAAAGGACACUGUUUCUACAGCCUCAAAACCUGUUGCCACUCUAAGCAUCGAUCUCCCUCAGGUUCAAAGUUCUCCAAGAGAUGUUCAGUCUGCUGGGCAUAAGAGUGAUCCAGGCCGCACGGGGUCUUCUUCGCCACAAGCUAAUUCAAGUCACGAUGGAGCCCCGGGGUCCAUCGGUACGCCGGUUGGUCCCGUUCCGGAUCCAGACAGCAUGGUUGCUUCGGUAAUACAUCCCGCUCUAUCUUCAAAUGCAAGGCAGGCUCAGAAUUCAAAUGUUCAAAGCCCAGAUUCUCUGUCAUCCCGUGACCAUCUUUCUGAUGAUGCUCAAAAUCUGAAAGAUCAGGCGCAUUCUUCUAACCCUACUCAAAAGCACCCUCAAGGCCCGCAACAGAAGUUAACUUCGGGUGCGACUACAACCUCCGCUGUAAGUCGUGCCGGCCCGGGUGUAGGAGGAGGCUCUGGAGGGGGUGGGGGUUCAGCAGGGGGUACAGAUGGCGAUUCCCAGGUUGACAUUCAUUCUGGUAAACCUUCUCACACCUCUCAACUUUCUGUGCAACCUCACGCCCCAACUCUUUCAGCCCCAGGUUCUCUAUCAUCUGACAUCACUGGUCCACCGGGUGAUAUGGGCCUUACUCUCCAAUCGCCUCCUCAGGUGAAUCCUCAGGGCCAGACGGGUGAUGCAAGCGGCCAUAGCCCGGCAGCCAUUCCACAGCCUGAUGUCCCCGACUCUCCCGGUGAUUCUGAUGCUGCAGUUACAAGAGCUCAACAACGUGUUGAUACUCGAGAUAAUGGACCUCCAGGUCAGCCAGGUCCGACACCGUCUGUUCCUCCAUCCCCACCUUCUGCUCCUCCCCCAACCACAGCGGCAGAGCCUUCAACUCCGCAGAGCACUCCACAUGGACUCAUGAAGUCUCAAGAUUUGCACGAUCCAGGAGCUAUGCAGACUCUGGAUCCUAGUUUGAAAGGCGAUGCAGACUCUUCAGGGCCUCUGAAUCAACAGGUAGCCUCCAGUCCUACUGUAUCACAUGACCCUGCUGGUAAGUCAACAAGCGGGUCUCCGCAUUUGACGUCUGGUACGCCUACGAUUUCACAGCAUGAUGCUGUUCACGGCGCUGUGCUCACUCAGCCUUCAAGUGUUUCAGGCUCACGGCCUUCCUCAAUUGCUGUCUCUCCUUCAGGUGGUGGUCAGAACGCGGAUGACCACGCGUCUCUUUCGGAUCCUGCUCUGCCACAUGCUAAACUAUCCAUGGGCAUCCCAAGAACCCACCCCAUGACCUCCCCAGGUCUGCCACUCGGUCAAGAGAUCGGUGGAGCUGCAGGGAGUGGGAGUCCAGGGGCGACAAUCGGUGACCCUAAUUUGCAGAAUAGACAGACGACUGAUAACAAUUUAGGGUCUUCUGGCACAUCGAUGAAUUCAGGCAGCAAUGCGUCCCGUGAAAUACCACCUAAGACGCCAAUGCCGGAUCCGGCUGAAUUUCAACUUGAGAUUGAUAAGCUUUACACUCCGGAUAUGAUUUACGGCGCUGAUAAGAUUCAAGGGGAAGCACUGCCUGCGGCUGAACAUAAGAAGAUUGUGUCACCGUACGAUACCUAUUCCAAUAUCCCUACGCAAGCGCCGUUGCGUGACAAAUUCUAUCCAGAAAAUCUAGAGUUCCUGACGGAAGACUUAUGCCUUCCUUCCUGGAUCACUCAGACGCCUAAAGACAGCUUCGCAGAUGUCCCGGUUACCGAGUUGUUUCCUUCGGAGGUGCCGUGCACUGUCAGGGAUAUGCUUCGUUGGUUGGUUGGGAUUAGAAACCCAAAACAUCUUGACAUUAUGAAACGGUGUAUUGAGAAGGUUUUCAGGGGCGUGACUGAUGUCAUACACGGAGAGGUUAAGCUCUCUGUCAACGGUUCUCACAUCACCGCCGAUAAUGUCAUCGACACCAUCCACCUUGCCGCCGUGUUCGCAGCCUCAGUGCUAUCCACCAUUGAGCCUGCCUGGAAAGGUAACACCACGUUGUCCGCAACAUUAAAACGCAAGGACUCCGGCAAACCUCAGGACCCUGAUUGCUGCGCCCUUCUCUGCCAGCUGCGGGACUACGUCUACGCCUGCUGCCACCAGUUGGCGUUCCUAAGGUCACAGUGUUCUCGAGUCUGCCAGCAGGGUGGUUGGCAGGAUUGUCCGUACGGCCGUGACAUCAAGACGCCUUCCCCCCUCCAGGCCUUUCUGAUUGACGCCCCCGACUCCAAGUUCGAGACGCAUCCCUUCGACCCCUGCAACAUCUGCCUCCAGAGCCGUGUCAAGAUGGGAUUCACAAAGGAGGAUUUUUCUAAGGACUCCAAAGAUGGCAAGCAUAUUUCCACCAUCCUAACUCCAUCCUGCGGCGGUGACGAUCCCCAGCUGACAUUGUCCUCUUACCUCAACUGCCUCACCAGGCGGACUCCUCGUACAACCGGGGAGAUUGUCUCUUUCUUCCACAAUUUCGGGAAUGAGCUUCAUGAUGUGUCCUCAAGUUUUUCCUCUCUGGGCUCCGCCCUCUCCAGUCAGCAUGACGACUGCCCCGGCUGGGACUGUCUCAAGGAGGCCGACCUCCACGCCGUACAGGACCUCCGGGGCUCCGCCCCUCCCACCGCCAACCACGACAAGGACCAUCCCAAGACCCUGUCCACUCUGCUUGGCUGCGGCAUCGAUAAUGCCAAGUGCUCACAACUUCUCUCGCCCAUCACCCACCGGGCCUACUCCUUGUACUCUUCCACCUUCGUCCACCACUACCUCAGCUGGACAGUUUACUUACCCGACAGACUGUGGGAGUCACUUCUCAAGCUGCAAGAUGAUCUCGAGAACCUUCAAUGUCACGACUCUGACUCCAAGCUCAAGCCCCUACACCAGUGUGAUAAGGCGCUGCCACUUCUCUACUCUCACGGGUUCACGCCACCGGAGGCUAAAUCGCAGCCGUCACUCACGUGUUCUGAGCUCAUCACCAAGCUGGAGGAAGUGGUCGCCGGAGAGCCUAUCGCAGGCCUCGUGACCGCCAUGGACCUUUUCCUCUACCGCAUCCGUGCCCCCUUCCUCUUCACACUCGUCACACUCUGGCUCAUCGCAAGACUCUACAUCGCCCACUCACUACUAUACCGCAUGGACGUGCUCCUCAUCCGCUCCCACCUACUCACCACCAGGGCCUCCCACCUCAUCGACGUCAAGGCGCUGCUCGCCGGCAGCCGCAGGAUGCUCUCACUCUACAAGGACGUCGACUACUUCGACGACGAUCUUGAUUAG
Messenger RNA from Babesia ovata, 5046 nucleotides. Its product is annotated as ribosome binding protein. Bases 1 to 5046 code for a protein of 1681 amino acids. The transcript has 2 exons. The record is from RefSeq and is a predicted model, not a curated record. Lineage: Eukaryota; Apicomplexa; Aconoidasida; Piroplasmida; Babesiidae.